AUGUCCAACCCGCCCUUCACGGUCCGAGCGGUCUUCGAGUAUACUUCGGGCCACGAUGACGACCUCAGCUUUCCAAUCGGCCAAGUAAUUACCGUUACUGACGUGGAAGAUGCUGAAUGGUACUCUGGUGAAUACACGGACAGCGCGGGGGCUAAACACGAGGGCAUCUUCCCCAAAAACUUCGUCGAGAAGUACGACCCUCCGGCUCCGCCUCGCCCCAACCGCCCAAGCAGAGCAAAGAAAGAUUCCGGACCUGCUCCUGCUGAGUCUCCUGCGGCGGUCCCCGAAACCCUGCCGGAGCCGGAGCCCGAGGUUGCAGCUGCGGAGCAGGAGCUGGAGCCGGAGCCGAUUUCUCAGCAACUUCCUCCUCAAUCGCCUCAAUUAUCGAGCCCAUCUGUAGAGGUCCCUUCAUCACCUCCUCAACCUGCGCCAGCGCCGGCUCCAGUUUCGGCACCUGCGGCUGCGGCAUCCGCUCCAGCCCCGCCCCCGGUCAAGGCAUCCAAACCCCCACCCCCGGCUGUGGGAGAGAAGCCUUCAGGUUCUUCAUUUAAAGAUCGAAUCGCAGCUUUCAACAAACCAGCAGCGGCACCAGUUCAGCCCUUCAAGCCUGGAGGUUCCCAGCCGUCUUCCUUUAUUAAGAAACAAUUCGUUGCCCCGCCUCCCAGCAAAGAUUCCUACGUGGCACCACCUAGAGAGCCUGCUCCAAAGAUUUACAGGCGCGAGGAAGAUCCGGAAGUGAAGGAGCAGCUCGCCCGUGAGCCCCCCCUAUCUGAAAGCCGUCCGGCUCCUCCUCCACCUCCCUCGCAAGAUACUGAAGAGGCUGGUGAGGAUCAGCCUAAGCCUACUAGCCUGAAAGACCGAAUUGCCCUUCUCCAGAAGCAGCAAUUAGAACAAGCUCAGCGCCAUGCAGAAGCAGUUCAAAAGAAGGAGAAGCCCAAGCCCCCCAAGAAGCCUAUCGAGCAGCCUACUGAAGCUGCGGCGUCCACGGAAAAUAUUGGCGAUGCAGGGUCUGAGCCUGUUGAACCCUCAACAGGGGCACGGGACCCAAGCGUUGACACAUUAAGAGCCAAGAUCCCCCCUCCCCAGCCUGCUCCAUUUUCACCACAGGAGGAGGUCAUGAGCGAUGCAAAUGAUGCCGAUUAUUCCGCCGCAGCUGAUUCAGAGGAUGCUGGCGAGACUUCCGCCAGUAAAGAAGAAGACGAAGAGCGCCCUCGUCAGCAAGACGUUGCCACAUCCGAGGAAAUAGCCGAAGGAGAGGAUACAGAUGUAAAGGCACAGGACGAGGAGGAAGACGAAGAGGAUGAAAUGGAUCCUGAAACUAGACGGCGAAUGGAGCUCCGAGCUCGAAUGGCCAAGAUGAGUGGCGGUAUGGGCAUGGUAGGACUGUUUGGGCCCCCUGGUGGUAUGCCAGGAAUGGGAGCUCCUCCUCCUCCACGCAAGUCGAAAGCUACAUCUGAGGCUGAGAAGAAGAAUAUUGAUUCUGAGCCUACUUCGCCUGCUCCUCCGGUCCCAAUGGUUCCUCUUCCCGGCAUGAGUCUAGCUCAUAAGCCUACUCCUCCUGAAGUCGAAAAGGAGGAAGAAGAACCUUUGGCAUCGCCUAUCCAUGAACAACAUAGGGCACAGGAUGUUCCUGAUGUCGAGGAGGUUGUUCAUGAAGGCCCCCCGCCCCGCAGGUCUACCGACAGACCUCCUCCUCUUCCUCCCACUCGUGCUCCAGCUCCGCCGCUUUCUGACUCGCGACCCGCUCCUCCACCCCCGGUUCCCGCGGAGCAACCUGCUUCCCCCCACCCGUCCCCGGAGGUAUGCUUGCUAUCUAUUCAUUGGCCCCGAGAACCCUUCAAAGAACUGACUAGCCGCCCUGUCAUCCCACCGCCCAGGCCAGCAACGGGCGACCAUGGCGACGAGUCAGACGAUGAAUUAUCUCUACAUGCAAAGAAUUUGUCUUUGAGUCAGCCAGCUGGUGCUGCCCCAGCAGUGCCCGAUCCUGCAAUUCCUGAUGCCUCCGAAUCUCGCCGAUCUUCGACUUAUGAGCCUACGCCAGGAUCGGUAGCUGAGAAGCGAGCGAGCCGUCCGCCUCCUCCGAUCCCAACAAGCCCUCCGUUGCCUCCAGCCCAUGGUCGCGCCCCGCCCCCACCACCCCCUGGUGACCUUCGCCGGCGGUCAACCGCCGACAGCCGAAUGAGCGGAGUAUCGGCACCACGACAGGCGGGAGAAGACGUUGAAGGGGAGGUGACCGAGUACGACGGAGACUAUGACACCGACAUCGCAUCUGGGGCCAAACACAAGGACGCCCUGAAGGCCCAUGAGCGUGACUCUAGCCUCGAUGAGGGCCUUCUCACCGAUGAUCUUCAAUCCCCUCGUAAGCCGACCACCCCCUCCGCUUCCCCCAACUGCAGCCCCCCCGAGGGGGUACCGCCCCCUCCUCCCAGCCAGCCUCGCAGCUCCCGACCCUCAGUCGAUACACCUAGGGGACCACCCCCACCCCCUCCUCACAGGGAGUCCUCUCGCGAUGAAGAUGAAGAAUAUGACCCUUUCAACCAUGCCAUACCUCAGGCGGGCCUCCCUCACAUUUCCACUCCGAGUAGCCGACCUCAGGCUCCUCCCGUUUUGCCUCCACCGCCUGUUUCUAAGGACUUUUCAGCUGACUUUGACGACCUUUAUGACGAGUCGCCCGUGGAAGGUAAACUGAGCGAGGUUCCAUUUGCUGGAAAUGAGAAGCAAGUGCCCACGGCAGCGGCGCCUCCACCGCCACCACCCCACGCUCAAGCUCCAAUGGCAUCACCAUCGGUGGCACGAAGUGGACGACUCUCAAUGGACAUGCUGCGAGGCAGUUCAAACGUUCGGCGAUCCGUAGAUGUCACCCGCCCCUCAGUUGACUUGGGCUUUAUUGCUGCUGAUAUUGACCUCGCCGAGAAUACACUGUGGUGGGCACAGCCAAACACACCUCCCCCUGUGUUCCAGAAUCGCAAAGAUCUCCUCUUCGAGGUCGAGGAGGAGUCAUCUACGAAGCGAGGCGGGAAGACCACAAUAUCAAAGGACGUCUACGUCCUGUUUAUUGAUUACUCGCAGACAGUCAUUAGCGUGAAAUUCGAUCCCAAGAAUCCUGGUGAUGCGAGUCUUGAGCAGCGUCAUGAGCCACCUCCGCACUUGCCUCGCCAGGAUCAGCUGGAGCAAGCACAUCUCUCCAUUGGCACCCGAAUCUCUGAAGCUGUCAAUUCCGUCCAGAAUACCACUGUGGGCGAUGGAACUCCGUUUGGCCUGGUUCAGCAUCUGUUAAGCCCUCUUCCCGAUGUCCUUCUUCCCGUGGGUACCCGUGCAUAUGGCGCUGUGGUGUAUGCCAAUUUGGCGAAUGCCUCUGUGUCGCAGAAUGACGAGAUCCGCGCCGGUGACAUUGUAAGUUUCAGGAACGCUCGGUUCCAAGGCCACAAGGGCACCAUGCACCAGAAAUACAGCGCUGAGGUCGGUAAACCCGACCACGUCGGUAUCGUUGUCGACUGGGAUGGCACGAAGAAGAAGAUCCGGGCGUGGGAGCAAGGUCGUGAAAAUAAGAAGGUCAAGAUGGAGAGCUUCAAGCUUAAUGACAUGCGCAGUGGCGAGUGUAAAGUUUGGCGGCCAAUGCCUCGAAGCUGGGUUGGCUGGGAAAAGUCCAAAUAA
This is a messenger RNA of Penicillium chermesinum, 3654 nucleotides long. Its product is annotated as SH3 domain protein. Lineage: Eukaryota; Fungi; Ascomycota; Eurotiomycetes; Eurotiales; Aspergillaceae. The transcript has 4 exons. The coding region runs from base 1 to 3654 and encodes 1217 amino acids. Gene Ontology annotation, molecular function: protein binding. The record is from RefSeq and is a predicted model, not a curated record.